Corythoichthys intestinalis (scribbled pipefish) is the source of this 1921-nucleotide messenger RNA. It is a transcript of the gene gsr, whose product is annotated as glutathione reductase. The coding region runs from base 98 to 1597 and encodes 499 amino acids. Gene Ontology annotation, cellular component: mitochondrion; cytosol. The record is from RefSeq and is a predicted model, not a curated record. Lineage: Eukaryota; Metazoa; Chordata; Actinopteri; Syngnathiformes; Syngnathidae. Gene Ontology annotation, biological process: glutathione metabolic process; cellular response to oxidative stress; cell redox homeostasis. Gene Ontology annotation, molecular function: flavin adenine dinucleotide binding; glutathione-disulfide reductase (NADPH) activity; NADP binding. The transcript has 12 exons.
AUUGUUGCGCUUCAUAAUGACACAGCAGCCACUGGCUUUCGCUUGACCCUCCCUCUGCCUCGUUUGUCCCACACCCCCGCGUUUCAGCUUCCUGGUUAUGGCGAGAAUAACUCGCCUAACUGGCACUCAAACCCCCUUCCGUUUAAUCUUUUCGUCCGUCGCCAGGUAUUUCUCGUCUUUCGGUGGGAUCCGUCGCGGAAUGGCAGCAACAACGAGCGGGGUCACCCGGUUCGACUUCCUGGUGGUCGGCGGCGGUUCCGGAGGUCUGGCGGGGGCAAGGAGGGCGGCCGAACUGGGCGCAAACGCCGCCGUGAUCGAGAGUUAUAAACUCGGAGGUACCUGCGUCAACGUUGGCUGUGUCCCAAAGAAAGUCAUGUGGAAUGCGGCAGUACAUGCUGAGUUUCUCCACGACCACACCGAUUACGGCUUUGACGUGAAAAAUGUUCACUUCAGUUGGGAAACACUGAAAGCAAAAAGGGAUGCAUACAUCAGUCGCCUGAAUAAAAUUUACCGCAACAAUCUCGACAAGGCAAACAUCCAAACCAUUGAAGGUCAUGCCAGGUUCACUAGCGAUGCUGAGCCAACACUGGAGGUCAAUGGCAGGAAGUACACAGCGCCUCACAUCCUCAUCGCCACUGGGGGGCAGCCAUUUGUACUGUCUGAUGCUGAGGUUCCAGGAGCAAGUCUGGGCAUUACCAGUGAUGGCUUUUUUGAACUUGAAAGUCUCCCAAAACGUAGUGUUGUCGUGGGUGCUGGUUACAUUGCUGUUGAGAUGGCGGGCAUCCUCAACAACCUUGGUUCUAAAACCUCCCUCAUCAUACGGCAGAAUGAGGUUUUGAGGACUUUUGACAGCUUCAUAAGCACAAACUGCACCAAAGAGCUGCAGAACUCUGGCGUGGACUUGCGGAAGAACUCUCAGGUGACGUCGGUGCGCAAAACCGACUCCGGGUUGGAGGUGACGGUCGUCACCAAAGGUGAGGAGGAGAGCAGCAUUAUUUCUGAGGUGGACUGUGUCCUGUGGGCCAUCGGCAGGAAGCCCAACAUUGCUGGCUUAAACAUUGGCGAGAUGGGAUUAGACACAGAUGAACAAGGGCACAUUGUGGUGGAUGAGUACCAAAACACCACUCGACGGGGAAUCUACGCUGUCGGAGAUGUUUGCGGCAGAGCUCUUCUCACACCUGUUGCCAUCGCUGCUGCCAGAAAGCUGGCGCACAGGCUGUUUGAGGGCAAGAAGGAUUCUAAGUUGGACUACUCCAACAUUCCGACGGUGGUGUUCAGCCACCCACCCAUCGGCACAGUGGGCCUCACAGAAGAGGAAGCCAUAAUGAGCAGAGGCAAGGAGAAUGUGAAGAUCUACAAGACCACCUUCACGCCGCUAUAUCAUGCCAUCACAACCCGGAAGAGUCUGUGCAUCAUGAAGCUGGUUUGUGUGGGUGAAGAAGAGAAGGUGGUGGGUUUGCACAUGCAGGGUUUAGGCUGCGAUGAGAUACUCCAGGGCUUCGCUGUGGCCGUCAAGCUUGGCGCUACCAAAGCAGACUUUGAUAAGACUGUUGCCAUUCACCCUACUUCCGGUGAGGAACUUGUCACCAUGCGUUAACGGAAUAAAACCAGGCCUCAAGAAGACUUGGAUAUCACGAUUGAAUCCAUCUGAUGAGUUGCUUGAUGAUUUUUUUUUUUUUUUUAAUUCACUUAAGUGACCCUUGUUCUGCACAGCCUUUCAUUUUUUCUGCCUUUUACCAAACUGCAUCAUACCUGAGUUGUACCUUUAUAAAAUUGUACUGUUGUUAUUGACGAGUCGACUGAUUGGUAAUUUGAAUUAAAUAUAUUUUAAGUAAAGGAUGGCGUGAUAGCAUGGAAAGUCCAAAGACCUCAAUCUAAUUGUAUUAUGUUUGAUCCUGAGUCAGUAAAUUUUUAAAACGCU